AUGCUGGCAGCGGACCGGCUCAGGCCGGAUGCCGUAACCGACAGUACCGCUGCCAGUGCCCUUGCCAAAGCUGCCAGGUGGGAGCAGGCUGUACAGGUGGCUGGGCGCCUGCCUUCCCUUCGACUGGCGCCCUCACCCGUGGUGCACGGAGCAGCGAUCGCUGCGUGCGAGAAGGGAUGGCAGUGGAGGACGGCUUUGGCCCUUUCUGCAGAGCUCCGUGCAGCCGGAGUCGGCUUCGUUCCGGCGGCACUCGCGGCGCAGAAUGGCACGGUCUCUGCGUGUGAGAAGGCGCAGCUGUGGGAGAUGGCGCUGGGCUUGUUUGCCGAUAUGAAACGCGGGAAGCUUCAGCCAUCUGCUGUGACCUACAACUCCAUACUGAGCGCAUGUGGGACGAAUUCAUUGGAGCUCUCCGUGGCUGUUGCAAACGAGAUGGAGAAAUCACAGAUAGUUUUGGAUGUUGUCAGCUACACGGCGCUCAUAGCAGCCACGGGUCGUUCUGCUGUUCCUUCCGGCAUCACGAUGGCGCUGGGAUUCCUUGAGCAGAUGCAGUCAAAGCAGGUGCAUCCAGAAACCUUGACAUUCAACGCUGCAUUGCACGCCUGCCAGUCAGCCUUGCACUGGGCCGCCGCCCUGGAAAUCUUCUCCCGGGUUCGAAGAGGCAGAGGACCUGCAAGAUUGGAUUCAGUGUCCUGCGCCGCACUGUUGGACUCGCUCGCCUGGGCCGGUAGCUUCGGCCGACUUCAGGCGAUCCUGCCUGUCGUCCGACGUGAGAACUUGAAAUCUGUGAUCCUUGAGCCGCAAUCAGCCGAACUACAGCUUCUGGCGGGCAGCAUGAAGCCUGACUUGCUCGCACUCGCAGCCCGCUCUGCCACUCUUUCUCUCAGCUUCUGGGGCCAAAGCCCAAGCUGGGUCGAGUGGGGUCUGGUCUUGGUGCUCUUGCGCCGCACGGUGCUCGGUGGUGUACCUUCGCGAAAGGCAAAAACUGGGAAGAUGAGUCUGCUUCGCCAGCUGGAAGAACUCAUGGCCGAAAGACGGCAGAGCUCCGAAGACCGUCUUUUGGACGCGGCCUUCUCACAUCCGUUUGGGCUUGGUCCGAUCUUGGCUAACCUGACGCUGGAGGCGCUGGACUUCUCACAGAUGUCUCGCGAACCUCGCCGACCUGCGAUGCCGUCGACAAGGUCUACGGGGGAGCCUCUGGCUCGCCAGCUUUGGGCAGAAAUAGAUCUGGCUUUGGAUCUCCGGUCCACAUCCCUGCGCGAUAGGCAGCUAGUUGGCUACGGCGGUUCGGCCGUAUGCACUGUCAACAGCGACACGAGCAGACGCACGAAAAGAAGCCAGAUGUCACGUUUUGGAGUCUUGCGGCAGAAGGACCGUUGUAUCGGUGGCGAUGCCUCCGGAAGCAAAGGGCAGGAUGGAUCAGACGAGUUGAGCGAAGAUUUGCUGCCAUUCCUUCGUCUCUUGGUGGACGAUGCCGCUUGGCAGCACUGUUCAUAUCGACUUAUCCUGCCGAUGCUCUACUUUUGA
This is a messenger RNA of Symbiodinium necroappetens, 1524 nucleotides long. The record is from the annotation of a GenBank genome assembly. NCBI's taxonomy places the organism in Eukaryota, Dinophyceae, Suessiales, Symbiodiniaceae.